Panthera uncia (snow leopard) is the source of this 7996-nucleotide messenger RNA. Its product is annotated as NEDD4-binding protein 2-like 2. Bases 143 to 3703 code for a protein of 1186 amino acids. NCBI's taxonomy places the organism in Eukaryota, Metazoa, Chordata, Mammalia, Carnivora, Felidae. Gene Ontology annotation, molecular function: transcription corepressor activity. Gene Ontology annotation, biological process: negative regulation of transcription by RNA polymerase II. The transcript has 11 exons. The record is from RefSeq and is a predicted model, not a curated record. Gene Ontology annotation, cellular component: nucleus.
CCAGAUGCUGAGGGCUUGGGGUUUAGUUCCUCUCUGCUUUGGGGCGGUGUUUGCGCGUUGCUUUUACCUUUUCAGAUAUUCGUGUCUUUCUAGACGAGGAUUUUAUUGGGAGGUAAAAGUCAAUGCAGAGCUGUAGUGUAAGAUGCCUUAUGGUGAAAUUGAAGCAAAAUCCUUGGAUCAUGGUGAAGAACUAACAAGUGAACCAUGCUAUAAAAAAUUGAAGUCAGCUGAAGAGGCUUAUGUUUUUUCCCACCAUGGUAGUGCUGAUUUUCACAGAAUCCAAGAGAAAACUGGGAAUGAUUGGGUUCCUGUGACGGUUGUUGAUGUCAGAGGACAUAGUUAUCCUCAGGAGGACAAAAUCAAAGCUACAGACUCGCCGAAACCUGUGCGUGAUGAGGUGCCUGGUAAUAAUAGACCAGAUGUUAUCGAAUCCAUUGAUGCACAGAUUUUACAGGAUACAGGUCCUCCAUUGGUAUCCACAGAUGAUGAGAUAUAUAGCACAAGUAAAGCAUUUAUAGGACCCAUUUACAAACCACCUGAGAAGAGGAAAUGUAAUGAAGGGAGGAAUCAGUCAGGCACUAUCAAUGGUAUAGCUGACAAAGGACGAGAAACGAAACAGAAAUUUAACUCCAAAGAAUCAGAGCUUGACAAUGAAUUAUUCCAGUUUUACAAAGAAAUUGAAGAGCUUGAAAAUGAAAAAGAUGAGUUGGAAGGAAGUUGGAAAGAACCUGAACCUUCUGAGGAACAAGUUACUGCCUGUCAGGGCCAUGAUAAUGAUCUGUUAAAAUCUGAAGAAGGAAAGAAAAGAGAUAUUAGUAAUGUUCUUCAGUCACAUUGUGGUUAUCCACAGCACGUGGGAAACGAGCCAGGCAGAUAUCCUUGUAAUGGACAAGUAAUACCUGCAUUUUGUGAUGAUGCGUUCACUUCCUUCAGGCCUGAAUGGCAGUCAGUACAUUCUUUUAUAGUACCCUCCGGUCCUCCUCUUCCCAGUUUUAACUAUCAUUUAAAUAUUCAAAGAUUCGAUGCUCCACCAAAUCCACCAUCAAAUAUUUUCCAUGCCCAAGAUGGUUCUCAGUUUCAAAAUGGGUAUUAUGUAAAUGGUUGUCACGUUAACUGGAACUGUUUGACUUUUGAUCAGAACAAUGACUAUAUUGAUUGUAGUGAGAACACCAGUAGAGAUCUUUCCUCUACAAAUGGCUACAGUGUGCAGGAUGGAUAUGUGAGUAAUGGUUUCUAUGAAACCAGUGAAGGAUGUUGGAAAGAUACUUCUAUGGACAACCAUCAUGGAACACACAGGCUUAUGAACCAGCAGUUUCAAGAGGAAAAGUUAAAUAAAUUGCAGAAACUACUUAUUCUUUUAAGAGGGUUGCCUGGUUCUGGGAAAACAACGUUGUCUCGAAUUCUGCUUGGUCAGAGUCGUGAUGGCAUUGUGUUCAGCACUGAUGACUAUUUUCACCAUCAAGAUGGGUACAGGUAUAAUGUUAAUCAACUUGGUGAUGCCCAUGACUGGAACCAGAACAGAGCAAAACAAGCUAUCAAUCAAGGGAGAUCUCCAGUUAUAAUAGACAACACUAAUACACAAGCUUGGGAAAUGAAACCAUAUGUGGAAAUGGCCAUAGGAAAAGGAUACAGAGUAGAGUUUCAUGAACCUGAAACUUGGUGGAAAUUUGAUCCUGAAGAAUUAGAAAAGAGGAAUAAACAUGGUGUAUCUCGAAAGAAGAUUGCUCAGAUGUUGGAUCGUUACGAAUACGAAAUGUCCAUCUCUAUUGUAAUGAAUUCAGUGGAACCGCCACACAAAAGCACACAAAGACCUCCUCCUUCACAGGGGAGACAGAGAGAAAGCGAUUUGAAGAAAACUGGGCCCAGGUUCAGCAAAAACAAGCAGAAGAGAAGCAGAAAAAGAAGUAAAAAGCAGAACAGUCAUGGUAAAAUCAUGGGAGAAAACCCAUUUGAAACCUUAAGUUAUACACCAGGAGACCAGGACCCCUCUCAGAGUGCAGAGGAAGACUUGGAAGACACCAACAGAGAAUCGGCGUGCACCGUCACUGGUGGACUGGGACAUGAACUAAGAGGUUUAGUAAAUAGCCACCAAGAUGAAAUAUGGAGAAGCAUACAUCCCGAAGAUGGUUUUCCAAAUGUUAUGUCUGCAGUUGAGCUGGACAAUACACCAAAAAAUUACCUCCCUAAAGAACACGAUGAUUUGUUUCCAAAUAUGUCAUCGAUGCCGCAUGAAAACGCUGUUACUUGCCCGACAAUGACUCAGAGUCUUUCCUGCAUGGCAAGUGAUGACUGGUCUGGCACGAAUGUAGGAAAGCACACUGGAAGCAGGCAUCCCACAGCGUCAGACGUCCAGGGUGGAUCUGCGUCCAUCCCAUGCUCAUUGAUGCAGAAGAGAGAGAGGGUAGAUAAAAGACUCCUGAAUGAAACAUUUCUGUGCAAUCGAUAUGGAUCCAGAACUUCAGAUAAAAGUUUAAGAAAGGAACAAGGAGUAAAUACAGCUAAAAACGAUUAUUGGGCUUUUUCUUCAAACAAUUUUUCUGAUGAAGAAUUACAGCUGAGCUCUGAGAGGCAACCCUAUUUUGGGAGCUGGCCUGAAGGACCUCAUAAGUUUAUAUGUGAACAAAGACCAAAGAGAGAGAGAUGGCAAAGGCUGGCCUCUCCGGACAGCAGGGGACAAUUGAUUAAGUUGAUCUCCACUUCUGAAGGAACUUCAGGACCAGGAAGCGGUCCAGAAACACUGCUAGAGGAGAAGCUGUUGAUAGAAAAUGAAGAUUUGUCACCUCCCACUGAGAAUAUAGAUUCAAUCAUAGAAACAGAAACAAAUGUCUUUAGAAGCUGCUUGCCUAACCUGCAUAUCCCAAAGAGUGACUUAUGCUCAACAAAGAAUAAGAAAAGGAGGGAGAAAAGGAUUUUCAAUUUGGCACCAAACUUUAACUUACUGGGACAGAGAUAUAUCAGUGUAAAAGAAAGUGGGGAAUGUGGCGUGGUAACAGAAAGCCGUGGACUAAAAAUUAUUUUGGAAGAAGAAAAAGAUAGAAUCUCAGAAAUAAACAAUAUAGAGGAGAAUAAGCAAAAACUUAUGACCUUUGGUCAUCAUCCAUCAUGGUUUUGCUUUGCUGUUUUCGAAGAUCCUCCUUUAAAUUUUGGUAGACAGUCUUAUUCUCAUUACCUGCCGUUUAGUAGACUAAGGCGCUCUGUGUACUUUUAUAAAAACCCUAUUCCUUCUCUUGUGCUACAGUAUACCUUCAGCUUUUGGAUGGUAUCUUUUACGAGCAAGAAACCAUCUUUGACUUUCAAAUCUCAGACAAGGGUAGAUGACCAACUACAUGACCUAGGGUUUAGUUCUUCAGAAAUUUUAAGUAGCCAAUCUGAUACUUUGUACUCUUUUAGGGUCACUUCUGAUCUUCACUUUUUAAAUGAAAGUUUUGAUGAAAAGCUGAAGACAUGGGAAGAACCUAAGCCAUUACAGUUCUUACAAACUGAAGAUAACCAAGAUUUGACGAGCACUGGCUUUGAUUCCCUUGAACUACAAUUAUCACAAGGGUUUGCCUUUCAACUGGUAAAGCUUUUUGGAUCCCCUGGAGUUCCAAUGGAAUCUUUGUUGCCUGAUGACUGUGUGGUUUCCCUUGACUGGAAGACACUGAAGAUGAUCUAUUUGCAGUGGAAAAUAUCAGUAGAGAAAAGACAGAAGAAGAUUGGUUAAAAAUGAGAAUUUCUGGAACCUUGAAUUCUCCAGUCCUCCUCGUGCUGUUGAAGACCCUAAUCGUCAAGAAAGAGUGCCCAGUGCCCGCCCAAAGGAUCAUUUUCAACGAUACACUCAUUGGAUACCAAAAUUGGUUUGGAUAAUCUGUCCAACCAUUCUUGAUUAGUUAUCUGAAUAAUAAAAAACUCAACAAAAGAGGGAGGAAGAAUAUACAGUGCGCUAUGUGUUUAUAAUUACUUGGUGGAAAGGCUGCCCAGCUAUACAGGAGAUUCUCCACCAUCGUAGUCCCGGAGCCAUUGGGAAAGUAGAAGAACACGCUGCUGAAUUGGACCAAGAUAAUAUUGCAGGUGUGGUUUAUGACUAGAGAAGCAGUAGAAAUAGAGGAAGAAAUGAAAGGGGAAGAAUGUGUUCAUAGGAAGAUCUCAGACAUGCACAAGAUGUUCCCUUAAUCUAAUCCAAGCCUAAGACACUGAGAAGUUAGACAUCUUGAUCAGGGUCACAGGGAUGACUUCCUAUUUCUAGUGCAGAGCUUUUACUUCUGCACCAAAGGAAGAGGCCACUGGGAGUGACCUCGUGAGAGACUAAUGAAGUUGGUUUUGAAUUUGUUGUUUAAUUAAAAAACGCUUACGUGGUCUAUUAAAAGGGCUAAGUUUACCUGGAUUAACUCUUAGAGUAAGAAAGUCACCUUUUAUUAUUUGUCAUUAUUGAUGAUAUAUUUCUUUGGCUAUAAAAAAUACCAGGGAAUUAAUUUUCUUUAUUAAUGUGGUACCACUGGGACAAUGGGAGGGGAUGAUUUAGAUUUUUUAAUAAGUACUCAUAUUUAUCCUGAUUAUGGUCUGUUGGAGAGAGAUGUAGUCAAUAUCCAACCCCCUGAGGGUCUGAAGCCCCUUCCUCGUCUACUCACAGGAUAAGACAUUUGUAAUUCAAUCUAGUGACUUAGUUCCCUCUUGGCAUUUCAAUGAACUCUUCUCUAUUUAAUGGCACCAUUCUAGGCCCAUUCAGACUCUAGAGGAACCCAAUAAGGAAUUGUUUGUUUUCACUCCAAAUUAUCUAAAGAGACCUAGGCUCUAUGGAUUGAGGACAUUGUACAAUAAGGAAAAACUGACCUAAUUUCUGAUUGUUCCUUCAUAAGGAUCUCUAUGGCAUCAUGUGUAUGACUUAGGGAGAAGGCUAUCUGGUUUUAUCAAGGUAAGAGCCGGGAAAAGAGAAGGGAGAAAGGAAAGAAAGUAUACAUUUAUUGAGUGCUAACUGUAUGCUUGGCAGUUUAUAGACGCUGGCUUAUUGGAUCUUUACAAUAACCCUACGAUAUGGUUGAUUUCAUUUUAUAAGCGAGGAAAUUAGAAUCAGAGAAUCAUGCACUUGGUCCUGAGAUUCCAGAUUUUGUAAUACACAAAGUGGUCUUACCUACUAGGGAUGUUCAUGAACAAACACACAUACAUCUGCUUUUCAUAGUUACUAGGGAAUCCUGUUGAGGCGUGAUUGUAUAGCGAGGAUAUUUCAAUGUUCUUUUUCACACUUUUUAAGGAUAUUUUAAGAGGGGCUUUCUCUGCUCUCGAAAGUAGCACCUCUCCAGCAUUCUUUGCCCUGUACUUUGACUUCCUUUUCUCCCUUACACUAGCACCCCCCGACAUAUGGUUACUUAUUUAUUAUCUAUUUAUUUUACUAGAAGGUAGCUUUGUGAGACAUGUUGUGAGCCCCUUGAUAUCAGGAAAUAUUUUUUCUUCAGCUUCUGAGAGAAGGUAUGGCACCUAGUAGGCCUAUGUCACUAAAUAUUUGAUGGAUUUGUCAGUGCCAGAAGCUUCCUAACAGUUGCCAGCUCAGUUGUCAGCAUGGGACUCGAGUAAAGCACAAAAGUGAAAAGGAGAUUAUUCACACAAAGCGAGGUGUAAAAGAAUGAAUGGGCUGUGGAGAAUAGAUGAGAGAAACAAAGCACAGGUACAGCCAUCCGCUCCAAAGUCCUCUUCCAUGGGUACACAAGAAAAUCCUUCCUGUGUUUUACACGUGAAGAUGUUGGAAGUGCCACCUUCACCACCCAGGAGUCACACUAAAAAGGGGUUUAAAAAUUAGAAUCAAAGAUGCAGCUGCUUUCACAGAGAAGCAGCAGCCAGCGGUUUUCCGUUCAACCACUGUUCUGUUGUCUAUAACUGACUUAGGACAUCUUGGGAAAGCACAGCAAAAAACAAGUUAACACUGAGGUAGGUGUGCUUCUGAUUCCUCCUAUUCUGAGCAUGGCUGAAGUUACCAACAAUAGAAACAUGGGGACACCUGUACCAUUGCUAGAUUCUACAGAAGGGAGUUGUUCACAUACAAAAAAAGGAAGUUCUCAUAGGUAGAGUGGAGUGGGAUGCACUGGCCCUUGAGGGCUAUCUGGGAGUCUGGUAGACAUUCACAUGCCCUCCUUUGGAGGCACGAGGGGUAAGAGCAAGAGGGAGCAGUAGGACAGACUGGGAACUCCUUGCUGCAGUCUCCUUAGCCACGGUGGCUUGGUGGUAUCCAUGGGGCUGGCAGUGGUUGAGUUGCAUCUUUCCAACUCUUUACAAUAGGGCAAGGUUCAGCUUUGACAUGGUGUUUGGAAGCACCAACAAGGUCAAGCCACACCAGGCCUCAGGGGAGACUGUCCCAAGUCAUUAACAGCCGUGGUUCCUUCCCCAUUCUCUUCAGGGUGUUGGGUCAUAGAACUUGUUCCUUACUUCCCAGUUUAAAGCCCUUGAGGAGGGGGCACGUGGCUGGCUCAGAUGGUCGAGCGUCUUACUCUUGGUUUCGGCAUAGGUCAUUAUUUCACAGUUCCUGGGAAACUGACAGCACAGAGCCUGCAUGGGAUUCUCCCUCUCUCUCUGUGCCUCCCCUGCUCGCUCUCUCUCUCUCUGAAAAUAAAAAAAUAAACAUUAAAAAAGAAAUAAAAUCCUUGAAAAGAAUACCAGUAACAUCAGAGGAAGUACUGGGAUCCAAGAAGAAUCCUCUCUUCCAGUCCCCUUUGGGGGUAAACCCAAGGGUUAGGUAAAAUUCUCAAUGUACAAAGAUGAGUAACUAGAAAUUCUCCUCAUACAGUUUGGGGCUAUAUAAAAUGAGUUUGCAUAAUUAAGGAAAUAGAGCUUAAUAUUCCAGAACCAUUCAUACCUUCAGCAGGUGUUUAUUGAGUAUGUCUCAUGUGCUUGACAUUCUUCUAUUUGCUUAGAAUACAGCAGUGAACAAAACAUUCCUGCCUUCAUGGAACAUAUAUUCUAUCAGAGAAAAACAUUUUUCUGAAAGGAAGAAACUUUUAAACAACACCUGCUCUGUUCUUUCAAAAAACAAAAAAGGAUCCCAUAGCUACUCCUCUUGAUGUAUAUAGCCUCAGGAAACAUUCAACGUAUGCACGCGAAGGGAGAUAGGCACAAUGAUGUUCAUUGAAACUUGUUCAUAGUAAGGAAAACUGCAAACAACCUAAAUGUCACUAGAGAAAAGGAUAAAUGAAUGUGGUUUGUUUGUUUUAUAGCACUCACGCGUAGUGGUUUAGUGUGCAGCUCUGGGGCCGGAAGUCUAGGUUUUAAUCUAGCUGUAGCACUCAAGGGUCUUUGUUUUUUUCCAGUUUUAAUGAGAUAUCGUUGACAUAUGACAUUUGUUGUUUAGAUUCCACAUAUAAGUGAAAUCAUUUUUGUAUUUGUCUUUCUCUGUCUGACUUAUUUCACUUAGCAUUAUAGCCUCUAGGUCCAUCCAUGUUGUCACAAAUGGGAAGAUUUUAUUCUUUUUAUGGCUAAUAUUUCAUAUAUACACCACAUCUUCAUUAUACCAUUCAUCUGUUUAUGGAUGCUUAGGCUGGUUUCAUAUUUUGUCUAUUGUAAAAAAUGCUGCAGUGAACAUGGGGAUGCAUAUAUCUCUUCAAAUUGGUGUUUUUGUUUUCUUCCAGAAGUGGAAUGGCUGGAUCAUAUGGUAGUUCUAUUUUUAAUUUUUUGAAGAACCUCCAUACUAUUUUUCACAGUGGCUGCACCAACUUAAAAUCCCACCAGCAGUGUCUGAGGGUCCUUUUAUCCACAUCCUUAUCUUACUAAAAAAAUAAAAAUGUUUUAUUUCUUUGUGAUAAUGGCCAUUAUGCCUGGUGUGUGGUGAUAUCUCAUUAUGGUUUUAUUUACAUUUCCCUGAUUAUUAGUGAUGUUGAGCACCUUUCAUGUUUCACCUGUUUCAUGUUAGUGUAGGUCUUCUUUGGAGAACAGUCUAUUCAAGUCCUCUGCCCAUUUUUAAAUGAGAUUUUUUUUUUAAUAAUAAGUUGUGUAAGUUCUUUAUACAUUUUUUUUUUAUUUUUGUUCAAAGCAAAUU